UCUCCAUGUCAAGAGGGUGGUACAUGCCAGCGUCACAGGGAAAGGAACUUCUCUGCUUGGGACUCUUCUGUACAUCUCUUCAUCAGACUAUGAAUUCAAAAUCUGUACCAUAUACUGUCUAACACGCAGGGCUUGGCCAAAGUGCAACAUGCUGUUCACCCUCUCCACCUGCCUCCUCUGGCUGACUCUCAGUGGCCUGCAGACCAUCCAGGCUGAGGAUUCCCACGAGAACAUGAGCACCAGAAGCCCUUAUCGGAACCUGGCUCCCAACAAUGCUGACUUUGCCUUCAGUCUUUUUAAGAACCUAGUGGCCUUGAAUCCCAACAAGGACAUCUUGAUCUCCCCUAUAAGCAUCUCAAUGGCCUUGUCUAUGCUGACUCUGGGUGCCGGCGGCCAUACACGCAGUCAGAUGCUUAAUGGCCUGGGCUUUAAAGUAGAUGAGAUUACAGAAACUGAGAUCCACAAGAGUUUCCAGCAUCUUCACGAUCUCCUCAGACUGUCAGAUAUGCACAUGGGCAGCACCUUGUUCCACAAUCAGAGCCUGAAUCUUAUGGAGCUAUUCUCAGCAGACACCAAACGGUACUAUGGAUUGGAGAACUUGCCCGUAGAUUUCCAGGACAGGGCCAGAAGCAGCAGUCAAAUCAAUGAGUAUAUUAAAGAUAAGACGCAGGGGGAAAUCUCAGACUUGUUCUUGGAGCUGGAGAGCACAGUCACUAUCAUCCUGAUCAACUAUGUCUUCUUCACAGGCACAUGGGAACAUAUCUUCAACCCAGAAGACACCAGGCUGGGGGACUUCUAUGUGGAUGAUACGACUGUGGUGCAGGUGCCCAUGAUGUUCCAGUCGAGCAACGUCAAGCACAUGUAUGACCCAGAGCUGGGCUGCUUGGUGGUGCAGCUGGACUACGUGGGCAACAGCACAGCCUUCCUCAUCCUCCCAGACAGGGAGCAGAUGGACACGGUCAGCCAGGCGCUGAGCCGAGAGACACUUGAUAGAUGGGCUUCAUCCAUGAUCAACAGUCGUGUAGAACUCUACGUCCCCAGACUCUCCCUGUCUGGCAACUAUGACCUCGGGGACAUCAUGAAGGCCACGGGCAUUGCAGAUUUAUGGAACAACCAGACUGAUCUGUCCCACAUCACCAGUAAUGUUCAGCAAAAGCUGUCAAAGGUGAUACACAAGACCAACCUGCGAAUCACUGAGAAAGGCAAGGAGGCUGCCGCGCCCCCAGUCUCCACCUCGGGAGGCCAGGGGGAGACCGCGCAGCUGACCAAAAUCCAAAUCAACCGGCCCUUCAUCCUCAUGAUCUUCGACAAUGUCUCCUGGAGCAGCCUCUUCCUGGGCAAGGUGGUGAAUCCAUCCUGAGGGCACAGUCACGGGCCUGGGCACUGGGACGCCCGGGACGUAACUGGCCAUGGGGGUUCCUCCAUUCUUCAGUUUCUCUUCUUGUAAUAAACUAG
Messenger RNA from Sorex araneus (European shrew), 1455 nucleotides. RefSeq names its product corticosteroid-binding globulin-like. Gene Ontology annotation, biological process: negative regulation of endopeptidase activity. Gene Ontology annotation, molecular function: serine-type endopeptidase inhibitor activity. Lineage: Eukaryota; Metazoa; Chordata; Mammalia; Eulipotyphla; Soricidae. The record is from RefSeq and is a predicted model, not a curated record. The transcript has 5 exons. Bases 149 to 1360 code for a protein of 403 amino acids.